This is a messenger RNA of Hordeum vulgare subsp. vulgare (domesticated barley), 1309 nucleotides long. Its product is annotated as RWD domain-containing protein 1. The transcript has 11 exons. The record is from RefSeq and is a predicted model, not a curated record. Gene Ontology annotation, molecular function: protein binding. The coding region runs from base 209 to 952 and encodes 247 amino acids. Gene Ontology annotation, biological process: cytoplasmic translation. NCBI's taxonomy places the organism in Eukaryota, Viridiplantae, Streptophyta, Magnoliopsida, Poales, Poaceae.
CUAAAGGUCCAUUAUCCGGUAGAGCCCAUCCACAGCGGAACGAGCCCCUGCCAAGCCCGUCUUCCUUCGCACACUUCUCUACCGGCGACGCCCGCAGCCGCAGCCUUUCCGCCGCCGCUCCGCUGUCUCCACAUUCUUCUCCGGUAGGGGAACUGGAUCCUCCACCAGUACAGCAUCAGAGUAAGAAGCAAUAGAGGCGCCACAGGUCAUGGCAGACUACGAGCAGGAACAGGAGAUGGAGUUGGAGGCCCUCCAGGCCAUCCUCAUGGACGACAUCAAGGAGAUCGACCCCAGUGAAAGCGGGAUCGACACCAACUCCCGCUGCUUCGAGAUCCUGCUAUCCCCUCAGGACGAUGAUUUCGACGAGGCAGCUCAUGUGCCAGUUCAAAUGGCUCUUGUUUUUGCACACACUGAGAAGUACCCAGAUGAGCCUCCACUUGUGAAUAUCAAAAGUGUACGGGGUAUUAAACCAGACGACCUCACAUCCUUGAAAGAAAAGCUUGACCAAGAGGCAACUGAGAAUCUUGGUAUGGCUAUGGUAUAUACUCUUCUCGACUCGGCUAAAGAAUGGUUAACUGAAAAAUAUGGUCAAAAUGCUGGAGAUGAGGAACCUGACGAAACUGAAGAACCAGCUGAGGAGGUCAUUAUACCCCAUGGCGAAGCUGUUACUGUAGAGAGCUUUAUGGCCUGGAGAGAACGUUUUGAAGCUGAAUUGGCGCUACAGCGUGCUAAGCUUAUGCCAGAGUCAGCUCUUACUGCCCCAAAGGAAAAGAAACUCUCUGGAAGACAGUAUUUUGAAAGUGGAAGGCAUAUAACGAAAGGAGCAGGUACAGUUGCUGAAGAAGAGGAGGAAGAGGAGGAGGAUAUCGAAUUCGAUGAUGAUUUUGAAGAUGAUGAGGAGGACAUGCUCGAGCAUUUUUUAGCAGAACAGACGGGGAAAUCGUCAGCUUAGGCUUGGAGCCUGUAAAAGGGAAAACAUGCUGCGCAAAAUCUGUUUUAGGGGAAGCUCGAUGUUUGACAUAUAUCAUAGAGCUCGCUAUCUUUGUGUGUGUUUCCCCAUCAUUUGGUUGCCUUGUGGCACAUAGCUGCAUAAAUAUCUAAAAAGCUGAGGUACCAGUGCUCUCUCACUGAUCAAAGUUGAGGCGUUGAGCAUGGAACUGCAUCUGUGUAAUGUACUUCGUCGUGUAAUUUAUUGUGGCUUUCGUCAGGUGAACAUUUACACUUUGCAGAGCAUGUUAUAACUUGUGUUCUGUACGUGGAUAAUGUCAACUUGAUACUUCAAUCCAAGUUUACAUUGUUAAUUCUUUAA